Molecule: messenger RNA, 1419 nt
Organism: Chelmon rostratus (copperband butterflyfish)
Lineage: Eukaryota; Metazoa; Chordata; Actinopteri; Chaetodontiformes; Chaetodontidae
Gene: gpr83
Product: G protein-coupled receptor 83
Exons: 4
Coding region: 1-1419 (472 amino acids)
Biological process (GO): neuropeptide signaling pathway
Cellular component (GO): membrane
Molecular function (GO): neuropeptide Y receptor activity
Source: RefSeq, a predicted model, not a curated record
AUGAGAGCUGUGUGCGUCUGGUUACCUGCGGUGCUGUGGAUGGGCAGCCCUGACAGACCAGCCGCAGCAGCGGGACACACGCUCAACGACUCCUCACCUGUGAAAGAGGGGAUAUUUUCUGACGCGGAGCAUUUGUUGAACGUUUCGGGGAGGUCGGAUAACCGGACGUCUGGCUUUUUCCUCCUGGACUUCGACGAGGGGAUGCUGGAGGACUGGCGCUCGCUGGCCAGCAAGAAGCGGCGCGGCGGGGAGUCGCAGGACGGGAGCGUGAAGGCGCUGCUGGUGGCCGCUUACUCUCUCAUCAUCGUCAUCUCCCUGUUCGGGAACACUCUGGUGUGCCAUGUGGUGGUGAAAAACAAGCGCACCCAGUCCGCCACCAGCUUGUUCAUUAUGAACCUCGCGGUGGCCGAUAUCUUCAUCACUGUGCUCAACACGCCCUUCACCCUGGUCCGGUUCGUGAACAGCACCUGGGUGUUCGGGAGGAUAAUGUGCCACAUCAGUCGCUUUGUGCAGUACUGCUCCCUGCACGUCUCCACCCUCACUCUCACCGCCAUCGCGCUGGACCGCCGACAGGUGAUUUUACAUCCUUUGAGACCUCGCAUGUCCCCCACACAAGGUGGUGUUUGGGUCGCUGUUAUCUGGAUAAUGGCCAGCUGCUUCUCCCUCCCUCAUGCAAUCUACCAAAAACUCCUGACUUUUACAUACAGUAAGGAAAAGGAGCGUAGACUGUGUGUCCCAGACUUCCCAGAGCCAUCAGAUGUCUACUGGCAGUAUAUUGACCUCCUGACCUUCAUAUUACUUUACAUGCUGCCGCUCCUCAUCAUCACUGCCUCCUACACCACAGUGGCCUGCAGGCUGUGGCGCCACAACGCCAUCGGUGACACCACAACAGCUCAGCACGCCGCCCACAGAAGAAAGCGCCGGCGAACGUUGGCCAUGUUGCUCCUGGUGGUCGGGGUGUUUGCUGUCUGCUGGUUCCCACUCAACUGCUACGUGGUGCUGCUGUCCAGCCAGGCCAUCCACUCCUCCAACGCCCUUUACUUCUGCUUUCACUGGCUGGCUAUGAGCUCCACCUGCUACAACCCCUUCAUCUACUGCUGUCUGAAUCCCACCUUCCGCCAGGAGCUGAGGCUCCUCUUCGACAUAUGCAGGAGGAAACGGAGGGCGGCGGUCGGCCUGGAGCCAGAGCUCCUCCCCGCGGCUGCCUGCGCUCCUCGUCACAGGGUCGCCUGGCCCGAUAAACAUGAGUCCUCGCGGCCGAAGCAUGCUUUGUCCCACCCGGGCCACGCCUUUUCACAGCAGAGCCAGGCCUCUUGCAGCCACAACGUAAAAGACACGCGUGUGCUCUUCACCGCCAGGCAGGCCCUCACAGGAAGAACUGACAUCCUCUCAGUGGAGCCCAUCGUGGCUGUGAGCUGA